CGCAGAAAAAACCUGAAGCUGCGAUACUAGGGUUUAACACGAACGGCUAAAUACUAACAGAGAGAAAAUUAGUUCAGAUGAUCGUGUUCCCCAAAUGGUAGAAGGAAAAAAGCUGCAGACAGAAGCAGCCAUGGCGGAAGCAGAACAGAACGCUCCUUCCUCGCCCGAGUGUGAUGACCAAACAAAAAUCAACAAGAAGAAGCUGCGCAAGAGAAAAAGACCUCGUAAGAUUCAGCACAAACAAGAUGAGAAUGAAUCCGUAGAGGAAAAGAAGAAUGAGAGGAUUGACAGCGUAGAAGAAGAAGAAGAAGAAGAGGAGGAGGAGGAGGAGGAAGAUACAAAGGUGAAUAACGUUACAUCUGGAAUCAUGAGCACCGAGUCUUUCUCGUCUCUGGGAUUGUUAGAACCUACUUCCAAAGCUAUUACCGAUAUGGGCUUCCAUCAUAUGACUCAGAUUCAAGCGAGGGCAAUUCCACCGCUUUUGCUCGGAAAAGACGUUCUUGGCGCUGCGAGAACAGGUGCUGGCAAAACCCUAGCUUUUUUAAUUCCAGCGGUAGAGUUAUUGCACAACGUUCAAUUCACGCCGCGGAAUGGAACGGGUGUAGUUGUCAUAUGCCCAACCCGAGAGCUCGCGAUUCAGACGCAUGCUGUGGCGAAGGAGCUUCUCAAGUACCAUUCACAGACCCUUGGAUUGGUAAUUGGGGGUUCGGGUAGAAAGGGCGAGGCUGAGCGCAUUGUUAAAGGCGUGAACCUGUUGGUGGCAACGCCAGGCCGCCUUCUCGAUCACCUUCAGAAUACAAAGGGCUUCCUGUAUAAAAACUUGAAGUGCCUAAUGAUUGAUGAAGCUGACAGGAUAUUGGAAGCAAACUUCGAGGAAGAGAUGAAGCAGAUUAUUAACAUACUUCCAAAGAAAAGACAAACAGCUUUGUUUUCAGCUACGCAAACAAAGAAGGUUGAGGAUCUUGCCCGCUUGUCAUUUCAGACAACUCCUAUAUAUAUUGAUGUCGAUGAUGGCAGAAAAAAAGUCACAAAUGAAGGAUUACAGCAGGGCUAUGUUGUUGUUCCAUGUGCUAAGCGUUUUGUUGUUCUCUACUCAUUCCUGAGGAGAUAUCAGUCAGAAAAAGUGAUGGUCUUUUUCUCUUCAUGCAACUCUGUCAAAUUCCAUGCAGAUCUUCUCAAGUGCACUGGAUUGGACUGCUUAAAUAUUCAUGGAAAACAAAAGCAACAUGCCCGGACUACCACCUUCUUCAACUUCUGCAAAGCUGAAAAGGGGAUCUUGCUUUGUACUGAUGUUGCUGCUCGCGGACUUGACAUACCUGAUGUGGACUGGAUUGUGCAGUAUGAUCCACCUGAUGAACCAAAGGAAUAUAUCCAUAGAGUUGGUAGAACAGCUCGCGGUGAAGGUGGAAAAGGAAAUGCUUUACUUUUCCUGAUUCCUGAAGAAUUGCAAUUUCUUCAUUAUUUGAAGGCAGCAAAGGUUCCUGUGAAAGAGUAUGCAUUUGAUGAUAAGAAGCUUGCAAAUGUACAAUCUCAACUGGAGAAGUUGGUGGCUGGCAUUUAUCAUUUGAACUGUAUGGCUAAAGAUGCAUAUAGGUCAUAUAUAUUAGCAUAUAACGCACAUUCUAUGAAAGAUAUAUUCAACGUUCACCGCCUUGAUUUACAGGCUGUUGCUGCUUCAUUCUGUUUUACAAACCCACCGAAGGUGAAUCUGAACAUAGAUAGCAGUGCUUCAAAGCAUAGGAAGAAAAUACGCAAAGUGGAAGGAAAGAGAAGAUGAUAAAGGGAAAUUUGUAAAAGCAUGAGCGGGAGACAUGUCACGGCUGUGCAGUGGAUGUGAUUCCUACAUUCUCCCUCCCCAUCCAAAAAAGUUUUGUUAGGAACCCAAUUUUAUGUGGUUAGAUGGAUUUUAUUACUUUGUCAAAUGUUAGGUUAGUAAUUAUUUAGUGAUCAGAAUAUUUCAACUGAAAUGUGGCAUGUGCAUUUCUGAACUGUAAUAUUCGACAUGAGUUCCGGUUUCCCAUCUUACGUUUUCAAUUUGUAACCUUAUUUUUUCUGUUGUAAUUUCUAACAUCAAUACUCAACAGCUUUUGAAAAGCAACAACAAUACGGAACUGAGCUACGUCGAUCUUUUCUCCGUUAAUUAUGUAAGAUUUCAUUUAAGAAAAAGACUCGGUUUGUUUUUGGUUCUU
Messenger RNA from Abrus precatorius (Indian licorice), 2189 nucleotides. RefSeq names its product DEAD-box ATP-dependent RNA helicase 27-like. Gene Ontology annotation, cellular component: nucleolus. Gene Ontology annotation, biological process: maturation of LSU-rRNA from tricistronic rRNA transcript (SSU-rRNA, 5.8S rRNA, LSU-rRNA). Gene Ontology annotation, molecular function: nucleic acid binding; ATP binding; RNA helicase activity. The record is from RefSeq and is a predicted model, not a curated record. The transcript has 11 exons. Bases 95 to 1777 code for a protein of 560 amino acids. NCBI's taxonomy places the organism in Eukaryota, Viridiplantae, Streptophyta, Magnoliopsida, Fabales, Fabaceae.